Messenger RNA from Plenodomus lingam JN3, 393 nucleotides. The record is from RefSeq and is a predicted model, not a curated record. Lineage: Eukaryota; Fungi; Ascomycota; Dothideomycetes; Pleosporales; Leptosphaeriaceae.
AUGGCUGAUAAGUGCAAAGACAAACCACCAGAGCAAGUCAAGCCAAGUCACAUCCAAACGACAACAAAACACUUCAUCUGUUCUACCACAACAACUCUUCAUAUCUACUUCGUCCACCAAUCUACCGAACUACUCACAACUGCAACUAUGCGUUCUGCCCUCUUCUUCAUUCUGGCUCUUGCCAUGGCCAACUACGUCGUUGCUAAGGCAGGCGGCGGCAACCGGCGUUAUCCUGACUGUGGUGCGCCGUUUUGUGCGCGUGGGCGUGUAGUACAGAUGCGUGAGUGUGGUGCUGCCAUCUCAGCGGUCAAGGAUGUCAAGGUCGAGGAUGUCAAGGUCGAGGAUGUCAAGAUUGAGGAUGCCAAGAUCGAGGGUGACGAUAAGGGUGCUUAG